Phalaenopsis equestris is the source of this 1344-nucleotide messenger RNA. RefSeq lists its product as uncharacterized. Gene Ontology annotation, biological process: regulation of flower development. Gene Ontology annotation, molecular function: protein binding. Lineage: Eukaryota; Viridiplantae; Streptophyta; Magnoliopsida; Asparagales; Orchidaceae. The record is from RefSeq and is a predicted model, not a curated record. Bases 13 to 1344 code for a protein of 443 amino acids. The transcript has 4 exons. Gene Ontology annotation, cellular component: nucleus.
UUCACCAUUAAUAUGAAUUCGAGUCAUCAUCCUCAACAUUCAUUUGAUGAUUAUGAAGUUCAGCUGAAUAGUCUUCGCCAAUAUUUGUUUGAUGAUGAUGAUGUUUUGUUGGAUAAUCCUCCCCAAAAUAUGUUUGAUGAUGAUGAAAUUCUGCUGGAGAAUUUUUUAAAAACUCCACCGCACAUCUCUCUUGAUGAAUGUCUUGCCGAUCCUACUAUAGGUGACAAUGUCUUCAAUUUCGACCAUGAAGACAAUGGCCUCCCUGAACAAAUCAUCAACCAACCAGAACCUGAUCACUAUAAAGUUCAUCCCACAACCAACAACAUUCCUUCAGAUCCUCCAAUGGCUGCAAAUGCAGACAUCCCACCGACAAUACAUAACUCCAUUGCCGCCAGCAUACCUUGCAAUGACCCCAGGACGACACACACCGGUGCCCCGAUUCUCGGCUUUGAUCCCCAUUCUUCAUACACCAUCACCCCCACAACACACAACAACGACCCUCUGCUCUGCUAUCACCCUUCUUCCUGCGCAGUCCCCACCACUGAAACAAAAACCAACUAUGACACUUCUUACAUCGACCCCUUCAUAGAAACCCGCUCAUUAGCAUCACACAUCACACCCACAAACACACAACUUUGCAUGACUACACAUAAGGUUCACUCUCUCCCCAACUCCCAACCACCACCACCAUCAGGUCUACCCAUGGCACCAAUUUAUGUCACAAAUCAGCUCAACCAAGUCAUAUCUCCUCCUCGUACAUAUCCAUCUUACUCACUAGGCCCGACUGUUCGCCAAAUGGCAAUGAAUUUACCAAGUUGUCAGGCCAUAAACCCAUUAACAUUAAAUCUCUGCUCUUUCAAUGAUACUACAAGUGCAUUUUGUGGGUUGCAUUAUAAUGAGGGCACCUGUGCUGGUUUUGGGUCAUUUCCUGAUGCAGGAAUGACGGUGAGACAGUCGGAGGCUGUGGAACCUUGCAACUUAGGAAUAUACUCGUUUGCACCCAUGCAGUCAGUCUAUCAUCCAAGAGAUUCACAGGUGUUAAGGGAUUGCAACCAAAGAAUGAGCGGCUGCAGCACGAGCACAGCUCCAUUAAAAGUGGUUGCUAAUGAUUUUUCAACAUCAAAGGAAUCAGGUUUAAAGGUUCCAAAGUUAACAUUAGAGGAGAGGAAGAAGAAGAUAAGUAGGCACAAGGAGAAGAGAAAUACCAGAAAUUUUAGCAAAAAGAUCACGUAUGAUUGCAGGAAGAAACAAGCAGAUAGCAGACAUCGAGUUCGAGGAAGGUUUGCAAGGAAUGAAGAAGUUCCGCAAGCGGCGUUGAGGCCACCAAGAUCUGCCGAUCAUUAA